Salvia miltiorrhiza (redroot sage) is the source of this 2571-nucleotide messenger RNA. RefSeq names its product cycloartenol Synthase-like. The transcript is spliced from 19 exons. Gene Ontology annotation, biological process: triterpenoid biosynthetic process. Lineage: Eukaryota; Viridiplantae; Streptophyta; Magnoliopsida; Lamiales; Lamiaceae. The record is from RefSeq and is a predicted model, not a curated record. The coding region runs from base 160 to 2436 and encodes 758 amino acids. Gene Ontology annotation, cellular component: lipid droplet. Gene Ontology annotation, molecular function: intramolecular transferase activity.
AAAUCUGGAUUAAAGUCAACUGAGUGAGAAGUCUCAGUCAACGGCGUCAACGCAGGAGACUUCAUAUCAACGAAGCCCAGAAACAGUUGCAUGCAUGCGAUACUGUAUGCUCUGUUUACUCCACUUGUAAUUCUAACUGCCACUGCGACUGUUUAGGGGAUGUGGAAGUUGAAGAUCGCGGAGGGUUCGAGCCCUUGGCUGCGCACUGUAAAUGGACACGUCGGCCGCCAAGUCUGGGAGUUCGAUCCCAGUCUCGGCUCUCCCGAAGAGCUGGCCGAGAUCGAGAAGCUUCGCAAGGAGUUUCGCGAUCAUCGUUUCGAGAAGAAGCAUUCUUCGGAUCUUCUCAUGAGACUUCAGUUUGCGAAGGAUAAUCGGAGCUCCGUGAAUCUGCCCCAAGUAAAAGUGAAUGAUGUGGAAGAUAUUACGGAAGAUAAAGUGGCAAAUACAUUGAGAAGGGGCAUCGGUUUCCAUUCAACUCUGCAGGCUGAUGAUGGUCAUUGGCCAGGAGAUUAUGGAGGUUCACUGUUUCUAAUGCCUGGACUUGUCAUUGCACUAUCUGUUACUGGGGCAUUAAAUGCAGCGUUUUCAGAAGAGCACAAACGUGAGAUUCGUCGUUAUCUCUAUAAUCAUCAGAACGAAGAUGGUGGAUGGGGUCUGCACAUAGAGGGUCUAAGCACCAUGUUUGGUUCCGUUUUGAGCUACGUUACUUUGAGAUUGCUUGGUGAAGAAGCAGAUGGUGGAGAUGGAUCAAUGGUGAAAUGUCGAGAAUGGAUCUUAAGUCACGGUGGGGCUACGGCAGUAACGUCAUGGGGAAAGAUGUGGCUCUCGGUACUUGGGGCAUUCGAAUGGUCUGGGAACAAUCCUAUGCCACCUGAGAUGUGGCUUCUUCCCUAUAUUCUUCCGUUCCAUCCAGGAAGGAUGUGGAAUCAUUGUCGAAUGGUAUACCUCCCUAUGUCCUAUUUGUAUGGGAAAAGAUUUGUUGGCCCAAUCACACCCACAGUACUUUCUCUGAGGAAGGAGCUUUAUACACUUCCAUAUGGUGAAAUAGACUGGGACAGAGCUCGCAAUGAAUGUGCAAAGGAAGAUCUCUACUACCCCCACCCUAUUGUACAAGACAUACUUUGGGCUACCCUUCACAAAGUUGUGGAACCCAUUUUGAUGCAAUGGCCCGGGAAUAAGUUGAGAGAUAAAGCUCUACGAACUGUAACGGUGCAUAUACAUUAUGAGGAUGAGAACACAAAUUAUAUAUGUUUAGGUCCUGUGAACAAGGUGCUAAAUAUGCUUUGCUGUUGGGUGGAAGAUCAAAAUUCCGAAGCUUUCAAAUUGCAUCUUCCAAGAAUCUAUGAUUAUCUGUGGCUUGCUGAAGAUGGCAUGAAAAUGAUGGGAUACAAUGGAAGUCAGUUAUGGGACACUGGCUUUGCUAUUCAAGCCAUAAUUUCAACAAAGCUUGGUGAAGAAUUUGGCCCAACUUUAAGAAAAGCACAUACAUACUUGAAGCAAUCCCAGUUGCUACACGACUGCCCUGGCAAUCUAGAGUUUUGGUAUCGUCACAUUUCCAAAGGUGCCUGGCCAUUUUCAACCGGAGACCAUGGAUGGCCGAUUUCAGAUUGCACUUCUGAGGGACUGAAAGCAGUUCUGCUACUGUCAAAGCUACCAGCUGAAACUGUGGGUGAAUCACUGGAUGCAAAGAGGCUGUAUGAUGCUGUGAAUGUUAUUCUAUCACUACAGAAUGCAGAUGGAGGCUACGGAACAUAUGAGUUGGCACGUUCCUAUAACUGGUUGGAGCUAAUCAACCCUGCUGAAACUUUUGGUAACAUCAUCAUUGAUUAUCCCUGUGUUGAAUGCACCUCAGCUGCAAUUCAAGCAUUAGCAGAAUUCAUGCGAUCACAUCCUGAUCACCGAAGAGAAGAAGUGGAGAGCUGUAUAGAAAAAGGUGCUAAAUUCAUUGAAAAGAUUCAAGAAGCAGAUGGCUCCUGGUAUGGAAACUGGGGAGUUUGCUACACUUAUGGAACGUGGUUCGGGGUGAAAGGCCUCGUGGCAGCUGGGCGAAGCUCCAGUGGUAGCUCUGCCAUUCGCAAGGCUCGUGAUUUUCUGCUGUCUAAACAGCUUCCUUGUGGUGGCUGGGGAGAGAGUUAUCUCUCAUGUCAAAACAAGGUGUAUACAAAUCUAAAAGGCAACAGGUCUCAUGUGGUGAAUACAGCAUGGGCAUUGAUGGCUCUUGUUGAAGCUGGCCAGGCUGAGAGAGAUCCGAUGCCGGUGCAUCGUGCAGCAAAACUCCUAAUAAAUUCUCAAUGUGAAAAUGGGGAUUUCCCGCAGCAGGAGAUAAUGGGAAUCUACAAUGGGAAUUGCACGGUUUCGUAUGCUGCAUACAGGAACGUAUUCCCUAUCUGGGCGCUAGGCGAAUACUUUUGUCACGUUUUACGCAACCAAAGCUAAAUAAUUCAUUCUAAAAAUAAAUAUGUAGUAUAAUAAACUUUGAUGUAUGCUAUUCAAUAUACUGAUUCAGUUUGCUAAUGUAUACAAAAUACAUACAUGACAUGAGUAUAUCUGAUGAGAUACUUUGUCCCACAA